Nezara viridula (southern green stink bug) is the source of this 273-nucleotide messenger RNA. NCBI's taxonomy places the organism in Eukaryota, Metazoa, Arthropoda, Insecta, Hemiptera, Pentatomidae. The record is from the annotation of a GenBank genome assembly.
AUGGAUAGCAGUUUCAUCACCGAAACUAACCGCCACGGCUUCCUCUCCUCCUCAAGGGUGACGAAAGUAGACAAAAUGAUUUAUCGCUUAAGACCGACCCCUAAAAAAGCCCCCGUCCUCAGGCCGGCGGCCAUCGGGGAUCAGAGAAUUCCGAUUAAUAAAGAAGACAAAAAAAGUGGAAGGGGCGCGAUUAGGAAGACGGACAAAGGGCAGGAGAUAAAAGGGAUAAAAGUCAAUAGUCCUGGGCUCCUCCGACCUUUCCCUCGCACCUAG